AUUACCGCUAUCUUCCUUCUUCCGUAACACCAUGAAGGGUCUCUUAUCAAUUCUUUCAUUGGCAGUUGCUGCCACCGAGGCUUGCCUUACCAUCUCAGGGUCAUGCCAGUCGGGUUCCAUUGAUCCCUACGUCAGCAUCAACGCCAACGACAACAAUCAAGCAUCUGGCCAUACGAGCUGCAGCAACUUUGCUCAUUGUGACAUGCAAAUCAGUGGCGCUGUCAAUAGUGCCUGGGUAGAGAACUGCCAAUACCUGCACUGGAACACGGGUCAUGGUAACUACGUGGUCGACAUGCACCCUAGCACUACCACGACAUGUACCCGGACAUGUGGUGCUACAGGAGCUUGCUGUGACUUUGAGACUCAUUACUUGGUGGAUACACGGGCUUUCUGCUAAAUCAUCUAUGACAAAAAAUUAGUCCCCUCAGCGAUGGAUUCUGUUGUUAAGUUACAGGAGGUGGAUGGCCUUUUCAAUGUUGCAGCCAAGCCAAGGACAGGUUUACCCCAGCUUGAAUAGAAUUGCUGAGAAUACUCUUAUAACAUUGUUAUACUAUCCAAAGAAUAUAAAC
Messenger RNA from Trichoderma harzianum CBS 226.95, 569 nucleotides. RefSeq lists its product as hypothetical. NCBI's taxonomy places the organism in Eukaryota, Fungi, Ascomycota, Sordariomycetes, Hypocreales, Hypocreaceae. Bases 32 to 397 code for a protein of 121 amino acids. The record is from RefSeq and is a predicted model, not a curated record. The transcript is spliced from 2 exons.